Messenger RNA from Medicago truncatula (barrel medic), 1647 nucleotides. RefSeq names its product root phototropism protein 3. The transcript has 2 exons. NCBI's taxonomy places the organism in Eukaryota, Viridiplantae, Streptophyta, Magnoliopsida, Fabales, Fabaceae. The record is from RefSeq and is a predicted model, not a curated record. Bases 103 to 1374 code for a protein of 423 amino acids.
GAAACAUAUCAUAUUCAUACAUCAUAUGAAAAUGUUAUAUAAACAUGAUUAUAUUAUAUAGUAUAGUAGAGAAUUUCCCUGCACUGCACUAUACUCACUAAAAUGAAGAAACAAUGUUUCACAGAACCAGAAACAAGUCCAAACCAACAAGUAACUUUGGAAUAUUGUUGCUGGUUCGAAGAUGCAUGCAUCCUUGACAUGGAUUGCUUCAUUAAGACCCUUUCAAACAUCAAACAAAAAGGUGUUCGUUCCGAUUUAAUCGGUUCCAUCAUCACUCACUAUGCUUCCAAAUGGCUCCCUGACCUUGAAUCUUCAAAUUCAAAUUCAAAUGCAAAUGCAAAUUCACCUGAAAGUGUAACAACAUCAUGGAUGAAGAAAAGGUUCUUUGUUGAAACCUUAGUCAGUGUUCUUCCACCAGACAAAGAUUCCAUUCCAUGCAACUUCCUCCUUCGCCUUCUUAAAACAGCAAACAUGGUUCUUGUCGAGUCUACUUAUCGAACCGAUCUUGAGAAUCGAAUUUCAUGGCAGUUAGAUCAAGCUUCAUUGAAAGAACUCAUGAUACCUUCUUUCAGUCAUACUUGUGGGACCCUUUUGGAUGUUGAGCUUGUUAUUAGGUUGGUUAAGAGGUUUAUUAGUUUAGAUCAUGAUGGAGUUAAAACUGGUGCUGCUUUGGUUAAGGUUGCUAAAUUGGUUGAUUGUUACCUUGCUGAAGCUGGUUUGGAUGCUAAUUUGAGUUUGUCUCAGUUUGUUGCACUUGCUGGUGCUCUUCCUAAUCAUGCAAGAGCUACUGAUGAUGGUUUAUAUAGAGCCAUUGACACUUAUCUUAAAGCACAUCCAAGCGUGUCGAAGCAAGAAAGAAAAAGUCUGUGUAGGUUGAUUGAUAGCAGGAAACUCACACCAGAAGCCUCACUUCAUGCAGCUCAAAACGAACGGUUGCCUGUGAGAGCUGUUAUUCAAGUUCUCUUCUCCGAACAAACGAAACUCAACCGUCACGUUGAUUGGAGUGCUUCUUUCAGUAGCUUGAGGAGUCCAAGUGGAUACGGUGGUGUGUUGGACCCACAAGCACGGUGUCUUUCUAAGCGCGAAAUGAACACACAACAAAUGGAGAUAAAAAAACUGAAGGAAGAUGUUUACAGGCUGCAGAGUCAGUGCAAUGUCAUGCAAGCACAGAUGGACAAGAUGGCUGAGAAGAAGAAAAGUUUCUUCAAAUGGAAGAAACUUGCUUUUAGUAAAAGCAUCGGAGAGAUGGAGAAUGUUGAACAAGAUGAAGCUGAAACUGAAUUUGGAUUUGGAAGGCAAACACCUAUGGACAUGAAAACUAGUACUGUGGUCAAAAGUAGGACUCCUCAUAAGUGGAGAAAAUCUAUGUCCUGAUAGAGAGGCUUUCAUUGUUAAAUAAAAAAAUAAAAAAAUUAAGGUGUCAUAUAAGUGUUUAUUGGAGAUAAGAAUUUGGAAAUGAUGUAAGAUAGAGACAUAUUUUGGAAUAAAUUCAAUAAAGAUGUGGGGGUACAACUUGGACUGCAUAACUCAGCUUUGUAUGCAACAGUUAGACAGUGCUACGUUAUUGUGAAUAUUACUCAUUUUUAAUGUACCAAUUUGCUUUUAAUAUGAUUUGUUUAUUAUCUUCUAGUAAAAUGUUGUUUGGUA